AUGGUUUUAGAAAGAUCACAAGAAUUAGAGAGCAAAAAUGAAACGGAUUUGACAGUGAGAGCUUUGACAACUGUGAGCAACGGUUUUGCUUUUUCUUGCCGCCCUGGACUUGUACAUUUUUUCGAAAAAAUAUCAACCAUCAAUAAGACUGAAUCCAAAUUGAUGGCGGCAAUUCGGCGUAGCCAACUUUACGGAUGUGAAACUAUGAGGACCAGAAAUGGAUAUUGGAAAGUACCUUUCCGACACUUUGAUAUAUCGUUUCAUACCGGACCGAUCGGAGAUUUGGCCUUGUGCUAUUGGAAACCGAUUUUUAUGACUUUCGGUACGCUAGACAGAACGGUAAGAAUAUGGAACUAUUUGAAACAUGAAAAUGAAAUGACAAAACAAUACCAAGAAGAUGUUCACAGCAUAUCGUUACAUCCCACGGACAAACUAAGGUUUAUGACUAUUUUAAUAGACGAUUUACAAGUUAGCAAAGAAAUUCCAAUCCGAGAAUGUCCCAAAUCGGCGUUUAGUAUAUGUGGUCAUUUAUUAGCUGCAGUAAACAGAAACGCAAUUCAAAUAAUCAGCGUCAUUACUUUUCAAAUAUUGGCUACUUUAACAGGUCACAGUGCAUUGAUUAAAUCUUUGCAAUGGAUAUCAGAUGAUAAGAAAUUAACAUUUUGCGGUCUCGACGGGGCCAUUUACGAAUGGGAUAUCACGAAUUACAAGAGAAGCGGUGAAAUAGUCAAUAAAGGAUUUUCUUAUUACGAUAUUGCCGUAACCACCGAUGGAAGUACUAUUUACGCCGUGUCCUCUGAUGGUUCAAUCAAGGAAAUUCGAGGAUUUAACAUUGCUCGAUCGAUUAAUUUGAAUUUGAACAACAUAAAAAACAUUGUUUUAUCGCGAUCCAAUUUGAUGAUGUUCGUUUCUGCUGGAACGGGAACGGUUGCAUCAGUGAAAUUUCCUAUUGAGAAACCUCCUGAAAUUAUUCUUCAAAAACUUCACAGUUCGGCUGUGACGCAGAUGGAAUUAAGUCUUGAAGAUACCACAUUCAUAAGUUGUUCUCAAUAUGGAGCUAUUUGCAUAUGGGACGUGACCAAUGCAGAAGAUAAAAUCAUAGUACACGACAAAAAUUUUACGUAUUUCAAUGAAAUUCUCAUAAGUAAGACUGAUUUAGAAGGGAAACUUAGUUCCAUUGGAGAUCUCACUCAAAGAACGUACGAAUUGGAAAUGGAGCAUGCAUAUCAAUUGCGUCAUACGGAAACCGUUUACAACGAAAAGAAACUUUAUUUCAAAUAUAUAACAGAAAAAGAUUUUAAAAAAGCUCGUUUGGGUGAUCAAGAGUGUAUUUUUGAACUACAACGACAAAAAAAUUACCUGCAAGAUAUUGUAACGUCUCUAGAAAAAGAGCUCAAAGUUAGCAAAUAUGUGAACUACGGAGAAGGAAUGAAUUACAUGGAAAUGAAUUGGAGUUUAAUGGAUGAGAUUUAUAAAAUUAGGAAAAAAUUGAAAUUCGUUCAAACUAGAGUUCAAGACAUGGAAACACUAAUAUUUGUAAAACUCAAUAAAACUUAUUCUCCGAGACAAGUGCAAAAAAUAAUAAAAUCGGCAUUAGAACCUCCAGAAGACGUUCAAGAAAAAUGUCACAUUAACAUGGAAAAUGCAUUGAAAAAAGCAAUUCUAGUCAAAGAAGAAGUGGAUUUGUUGACAAAGAAAGUUAAAAACAUUCAGAAAGCGAUGAUUUCAGAGGCUGCGCCUUUGAAAAAAAGAAAAAUGAGAUUCGAAAUUUAG
This is a messenger RNA of Pediculus humanus corporis (human body louse), 1773 nucleotides long. RefSeq lists its product as uncharacterized. NCBI's taxonomy places the organism in Eukaryota, Metazoa, Arthropoda, Insecta, Psocodea, Pediculidae. The coding region runs from base 1 to 1773 and encodes 590 amino acids. Gene Ontology annotation, molecular function: protein binding. The record is from RefSeq and is a predicted model, not a curated record. The transcript is spliced from 9 exons.